UUAGGACCGUUGUUGAAUGCAUUUUCAUCAAAGCUUCAAAGGCUUGUUUUUACACUUGCAGUGUUUGUUAUACAGUUAAUACAAUUAAGUACUUAUUUUAAAUUUUUAAUAAGUAAUACAAUGGGCGGACGCGAUUAUGGAACUGAUCGAGAAUCUAUCAAAACUUUUUUGACUGAGUUUUGUAAGACUGAUAAUGAUGGAAAAAAGAUUUUCGUAUAUUCUUCACAAUUAACAAAAAUUGCACAUAGAGAACAAGUUGGAUUGUUCAUAGAGCUUGAUGAUGUUAUGGACUUUAAAGAAUCCUUGGCUGAAGCAAUUAUUGCUAACACCAGGAGAUACAUUAAUUUAUUUUCUGAUGUUGUGUUUGAGUUAUUGCCUAGUUUUAAAGAAAAGGAAGUUGUUGCUAAAGAUAGUUUGGAUGUAUAUAUUGAGCAUCGCUUGUUGAUGGAAUCUAGAACAAGACAGCCUCAUGAUCAGCGGGACCCACGUAAUAAGUACCCUCCAGAAUUGAUGAGGCGAUAUGAAAUAUAUUUUAAGGAUUUGAGCUCAAACAAAUCUGUACCAAUCAGAGAAAUUAAAGCUGAGAACAUAGGAAAGCUUGUGACUGUAAGAGGCAUUGUUACGCGCUGCACAGAGGUGAAGCCAAUGAUGGUUGUUGCUACUUACACAUGCGAUCAAUGUGGUUCCGAAACAUACCAGCCAGUUACUUCCUUAACUUUCAUGCCUGCUACUGAAUGCCCUUCUGAUGACUGUCGUGUUAAUAAAGCUGGAGGGCGUCUUUAUUUGCAAACUAGAGGUUCUAAAUUCAUUAAAUUUCAGGAGCUCAAAAUACAAGAGCAUAGUGACCAAGUGCCAGUUGGUCACAUACCUCGAACUUUAACCGUGUUCUGCAGAGGAGAGGUAACUCGUAUGGCUCAACCUGGAGAUCAUGUUAUGAUCACUGGUGUAUUUCUUCCCUUGCUAAGAACUGGAUUUAGGCAAAUGUCUGUUGGAUUGUUAAGUGAAACAUACCUGGAAGCUCAUAAAGUCGUAUGUUUUGAUCGUACUCCAGAAGGUGAAGAAUCGCCAGAAUUAACUGAAGAGGAGUUGGCUGAAUUGUCAGAGGAAGAUUUUUAUUCUCGCCUUGCUUGCAGUUUGGCUCCAGAAAUUUAUGGUCAUGAGGAUGUUAAAAAGGCUUUGCUUUUAUUGUUGGUUGGAGGGGUUGAUAAGAGGCCAGAUGGUAUGAAAAUUCGAGGCAAUAUUAAUAUAUGUUUGAUGGGUGACCCUGGUGUAGCCAAAUCUCAAUUGUUGAGCUACAUUGAUAGAUUGGCUCCAAGAAGUCAAUACACAACUGGUCGUGGUAGCAGUGGUGUUGGUUUAACUGCAGCUAUUAUGAAAGAUCCUCUAACUGGUGAAAUGACUUUGGAAGGUGGUGCAUUAGUUCUAGCUGAUCAAGGAGUUUGUUGCAUUGAUGAAUUUGAUAAAAUGGCUGAGAACGACCGUACUGCUAUCCAUGAAGUUAUGGAACAGCAAACCAUUUCUAUUGCUAAGGCUGGAAUUAUGACAAGUUUAAAUGCUAGGGUCUCAAUCUUAGCUGCAGCUAAUCCUGCUUAUGGCAGAUACAAUCCUCGUCGUACUAUUGAACAAAAUAUACAACUCCCAGCAGCUUUGCUAAGUAGAUUUGAUUUGUUAUGGCUUAUUCAGGACAAACCUGACAGAGACAAUGAUUUGCGUUUGGCAAAACAUAUUACUUAUGUGCACACACACAGUAAACAACCUCCUACCAGAGUGCGUAGCUUAAACAUGAACUUAAUGAGAAGGUACAUUGCCUUGUGCAAGAGAAAGGAACCUGUAAUUCCAAAUGAUUUGACUGAUUACAUUGUGGGAGCAUAUGUGGAACUGAGGCGUGUAGCAAGAAAUUCUCGUGAUAUGACAUUUACAUCUGCAAGAAACUUGCUUGGUAUUUUGCGUUUAUCAACAGCUUUGGCCCGUCUUAGAUUGGCAGACAUUGUUGAAAAGGAAGAUGUUGCUGAAGCCAUUCGUCUCUUGGAAAUGUCCAAAGAUUCUCUCAAUCAAAAUGUUGAACAAUCCAUGUCUAGAGUUCCCAACACAUCAGAUAAAAUAUUUGCUCUUGCAAGAGAAUUAGCAGGCUCGAAUAAAACAAUAAAGAUUGCUGAUGUAAUGGAGAGAUGUUCUUCUAAAGGUUUUAAACCUGAUCAGGUUGAUGCUUGCAUUGAAGAAUAUGAAGAGUUGAAUGUAUGGCAAGUUAAUCAAACAAGGACAAAAAUCACAUUCAUCUAAUUUUAGCUUAUAUUGUAAUUUAUUUUUAACUA
Messenger RNA from Ctenocephalides felis (cat flea), 2312 nucleotides. RefSeq names its product DNA replication licensing factor Mcm7-like. Gene Ontology annotation, cellular component: MCM complex; nucleus. Gene Ontology annotation, molecular function: single-stranded DNA helicase activity; ATP hydrolysis activity; ATP binding. The transcript is spliced from 11 exons. Bases 121 to 2280 code for a protein of 719 amino acids. The record is from RefSeq and is a predicted model, not a curated record. Gene Ontology annotation, biological process: DNA strand elongation involved in DNA replication; DNA replication initiation; DNA replication. NCBI's taxonomy places the organism in Eukaryota, Metazoa, Arthropoda, Insecta, Siphonaptera, Pulicidae.